Molecule: messenger RNA, 2307 nt
Organism: Toxotes jaculatrix (banded archerfish)
Lineage: Eukaryota; Metazoa; Chordata; Actinopteri; Toxotidae
Gene: med1l
Exons: 18
Coding region: 175-1884 (569 amino acids)
Biological process (GO): cellular response to thyroid hormone stimulus; regulation of transcription by RNA polymerase II
Cellular component (GO): mediator complex
Molecular function (GO): nuclear vitamin D receptor binding; nuclear retinoic acid receptor binding; nuclear thyroid hormone receptor binding
Source: RefSeq, a predicted model, not a curated record
GGCUUGGCUGGUAGCUGUUAGCAGCAGACUGACUGCGCGUCCUGUGGGCUUGGCUCCGUCUGACAACGCCCGCCCGCCGGGGACAACCAGAAAACACUCACUUUUACUUUUUGUCUGAAGGAAGAGACCCUUUGUUCAGUCAGCAAGAGUGAAACAGACUUUCACAAGCCAGAGAUGAAAGCAAAGUCCAUCAUUUCUGACCUGCGCUUGAAGUUUGCAGAGAGGACUUGGAAUGAUACUUUUCAGCUUGUCCGACGAUGCAUGGAGAAAUCCAGAGAUGAAUCCAAACCCUGUGAGCCACUGGUUAGAUCCCUGGAAAGGCUCCAGGAAGAGUUUAAUGUGUCCUCUAUGAAUACCCUGAGGUCUCGUCUGGAAAUGAUAGCCAAACAACAAGGAAUGGGCUUUCAUAUUACUGAGGCCACAUGUUACCUCACAGCCGACUUAUUCUACCUGGAGGUGGUGUUGUUGCCGUGUGGUGGGGUGGAGGAGGUAAAGGUGGCCCCACAUGGAGGACCCCCUGUUUCCAGUGAGUCCCUUCUGCAGCUGCUGAGGUUGAAGAACUUUGCUGACUUCUCCAUGAAAUUGGCAGACCUCUUCACCCAGUACAACAUCCCUGGAGACAACGAAAUCAAAUUAAAACUUUUUACAUCUCUACAACACCUCGGGAAAGACUUGCAGCAAAUAUCGCAUUUGCCAAGGAUACCAAAGGACUGUGAUACGCAAGUGGACAUGAUUAACAAUGGCAGGAUUGGGUGUCUAAUAGCUGGAAAAGAAGAUUGCCCCUUGAGUAUCCAGUUCUAUAUCACCCCGACUGAUGAAAAGAAAGCAGAUUCACAAAUUACAAAUAUGGUAGCAGUUGUCCAGGCAGCCCAGGUGACUGUCGGUGUCAGUGAUGUAACUCACAAGCUUCAGAUGGCAUCUGUGAUCCCGCAGCCUCCACAGCUGGAUCCCCAUGGACUGCAGCCAGCUAUACCAAUGAUGAUGUCUUUUGUGAACAAGCUGAGCCAAAUUACAGAUGUGACCAUACCAGAUGUUGACCUGCAGUGGGCACCCUUACCCAAGCUUCUGAUGAGAGGUUCACUGAGUCCAAACAGCCAUGGGGAGACAUUAGAUGAGCAGGAUACUAUUUUUACAGUGCCUCUUCCUGGUGGUGUGAUGCACAGUUAUAUUUUCCCUGGAGCUGCAUGGGAGGUGCCCUCACAGAGAGGGACUAUCAUGGACCGUAUUCCCUUCACCCACCCUGCCCAUGUCCCGGCUAUACUGGACGUGCUGCGCCAUCAGUGUGUCAUUAACACACUGCUGAGGAAUUGUAUGACGUCUCAGUGUUCCAGUGCAUGUGACCUGCACUUUGAAGUCCUACCGGAGUCUGACAACAGCUUUUCUGUGACCUUCCAUCCCCCUGACACCGACUCCCUUGCUGUUUUGCUGGUGAACAUAUCAGAUUCUCAUCAGAUUACCUGCAGCUUGUUUGGAGCAGGAACAUGUGAUCCAUCCAUGGAUGAAUAUAUCUCCACUGUUCUGAGGAGGUGCAUAUCCAUUCCUGUGACCCUCAGGGCAUUAUACAGUAAACUCGAAGAAAUCACCUCUGCCCCACUUUCUCCCGGCCGCCCGGCCACCACAGAGGCUGAAAAUGACCACUCAGCUCCCUCGAGUACCGCUGUGACAGACGCUGACAGCACUUUGACCAAGUUGUCCCAAAGUGCAGCUGUGCCAGAGGACAGCUUCAGCGUAUCUGGCUCAGCCUGCUAUGCCAUGUCUGUCGCCAAUUCCGAGCUUCUUCCUGAAAUAAAUACAAGUCCUGUUGUCAACUCUUACCCAGCCACUCCUGUGGGCGUGUUUUCGCAUUGGAUGGGCUCUAAUGGUCAACUGUCAGAGCUAACCUAAACCUGUUUGUGAUGUCCUAAAGUGUUUUAAAAGGUGAGUUUGUUUUUUUUUUCCCAAAUAAUUAAAUGUUUUCAUAAAGCAUUUGUUUUAUUCAUAGAUCAAAUCGGUAUAACCAGGAAAUGAAUUUCUGUGUAACUGCAUCAGUUUGAAUGUUAGCGUGUGAUCUCCUACAGAACACUGAAGUGUUUCUUAUUAUGCAUUCCAGUGUGGCAGAGAUUGCUGGCUGUAAAGGUUUGAGGUUUGGCAUUUGACCUCUUUCAAACAGCCAAGGGCCCAGUAGAUUGGUACCAUGUGAGCCAAUCAGACAUUGUUAAAGUACAUAAUGACAUUCUCGAUGCCUUGUAAUAAUAAAGUAAGAGAUCAACACAGUACAAUAAUAAGUAGCACUGUUCAAUGCAUAAAUAACAUUAAUGAUACAGGCUG